Molecule: messenger RNA, 17829 nt
Organism: Porites evermanni
Lineage: Eukaryota; Metazoa; Cnidaria; Anthozoa; Scleractinia; Poritidae
Source: the annotation of a GenBank genome assembly
AUGGAAAAUUUAUUCGGAAGUAGACCUAUUUCUAUCUCGGCGUUGAAAGACUUCUCGAAACUGUGAGUGUUAUAACGUAAGCUUACAAUGUCUGAGCAAGUGUUUCAAAUUAACUUUAUUUCGUCAACAAGACUUGUAUAAGUUCGAAUGCUUUUCGUAGUUUUAAAGCGGUUGAGAUACUAGUAGGCUUUGUUACACAAAAUGUCGGUGAUAAACCCGACACAUUGGAGCUGUAGGGGCAGGUGGCGAAAUAUGUCAUUCCGCUUUCGUUUUGAAAUUUAGGCUUUAAAAAUUAAAAUUUAAUUUACUAUAGUUGUUGCUUCAGGAAACGAUAUGAUUUUGAAUAUUUUAGGAUAUAAUGUAUGUUCAAGAUCUUACGAACUAUCACUGUCUGAUCUCGUGAGAUGAUAUUGGAAGCUUAAACGUGAAAUAAAUUAAAUCUACUUCGGUUAGGGUUUGUUUCGCCCAUAGUUAACUUGAGAACUGCUCAAAACAAAGUCGAAACAGGAACGCUGCGGGAAGAGAAGAAAUAAACCUUUGCUAGCCGUGUAAUUAUUUAGAAUAUAGUAGUAGUAAAUAAAUGUGGUUAGCUUUUAAUAAAAGGUGUAAACAAAAGUAAAAAGCAAGGUAAAAAUGGUGGGAAGUUGACUUUCAUGUAGUGGUAUAAAGUUCCUAAAAAGUACUUGUUUACAAUGUUAGGUAGUACAGCAUUGUCAUUUCAUGUGUGAACCUAAUUGCUUACAAAUAAGAAUACUAUUAUAAAACUGUACCCGCACACAUUUCUGCAUUUUUUCUUUUGUUAGCAUUUAGUUACCCCACAGAAAGACCAUCUUUCAAGUUUUGGAAAAAGGGAGAAUUCUUAUUAUUUAAAGAUUCAGUCUGCUCUUAUUGGCUGAUGAAACUCUUAGGGCUGCAAUGUUUUCAAAUUGUAAAAAGUAAGACAUUAUGUCUGCCUGGGCGCAGCUCUGCAUCUUGAAACCACUGGUUUGAGAUAAUCUAUUAUUGAUGGUGAGGUUUCCUAUUUGCAGUGAUCAAUCAACACGAAGUCAUCUUAGGAAUGUGUAUGCCUGCUUGUCUUUGUCAAUGUUAGCUGCAGCAUUUGGAAGUGGAGUCCACCUUUUUACAGAUAUUUUGAAGGUAUAUUUUAUUUUACAGUUACUUGUACAUAGAGGAAACCAUGAUUGCUUGAAUAUAUUGGGAAUGUCAGUCCUGUUAUAACAAAUCAAUUUGGAGAUCAGGACACAGCAGCAAUCUGCAAAACCACAAAUAAAAUUUCCAUUUUUGUUUGUGGUAUCCCAAUGAUCUAGUUAUUUCAUAAGUUAAUUGGGACAAACCAGCUUUUUCACUGCUCUCUAAUAACGUUCUAGAAGUACAAAUGCAACCUUGUUGUGCAAAGGUUUUGCAGUUUGGCAGUUGUCAUGACUACUGAAGAAAAAUGUUGACAACUUUUUCAUUUGUUGUUCACUGUCAAGUUAUUAUUAAUGAACUAACAAUAAAAUUCUUAACAGAAAUAGAUCAAAGGCUCCUGUGAGCCUUCUCGUGGAUGAAUUGGAUCAGUGUAGAAAAGUCAGUUCAAUAGUCAACAAGACCCCAACAAUGGGGUGCAUUGGUUCGCCGGUGUACAUGACUUUUACAGUCAGGGCUGUUUAGUAACUUCUACUAGUGAACAAAAAUAGGCAAGCUAGCCAAUAACGAGACCAGUUUGAUCUAACCGGAAAUUGCAAAAAAUUAUUGUUUUCAUUCUGCACUUAUGAAAUGUGACAGGGAAACUUUUGGCAAUUUUAAAAUGCUGUUAUAUGUGACCCUCCACGGGAAAACGUACACUAACGACCUUCCGUUAAACGGGCUAAACCGUUAGCUAUCCGUUAGUCAUCCGUUAGAAAAAUUGAUGAAAACCGUUAGUAGCGUUGGUGAAUCCGUUAGCUGGUGACUCUUGCCCGUCAGAGCGUUAAUCAUAUCCGUUAGUGGCGUUGGUUAAUCCGUUAGCACCCGAUCCUUGCCCGUUAGAGCGUUAGCCGUAUCCGUUCCUUAGUCAAUCCGUUAGUCUGAUGAUCUUUACUCGUUAGAAAACUUAGCGACAACUAACAUUAUGAGUAAUUGUUUAUUUGGCAUGUGUUGCCGAGCGUGAAUUUGUGGCGUCACGAGAAAAAAGAAUGUGGUAUCCCUGGUUCUACAAGGCGCACCAAGUCGAUUGAAACGGCAAAUGAACAAAUUUUUUGAAUGGAGAAUUAUCACCCAAGCUGUUCGAACGGCUUCCUACCAUAUUCUCUUCAACGCCCCCCACUGCAUAAUUCCGUUCCUUAAGUUAACCCAUAAAGCGGUUCGAAUACUUUGAUAUGCUGACUUCAGUUCUCAGCUUAUCAAAGAAAUUUGCAUAAAGUAUGUGAACAUGAAGUGUCAAUCAACCGGAGAUAAAUAGUUUUUUUUUGACAAUAAAUUUAGAUAAACGUUGUGUGAUCGAUACACAGCCGCGUGCUGGAAAAAGUUAUUUUGAAGAGAAAAAAAUAGAGUUGGAUUAUGUGUGACUUUCGUGGCGCACUGGUUAUGUAUUUAAUUUGCGAAUCCUCGCUUCCCAGUUCGAUUCCUAGCUGUGGUGCCGGUGCUAGCGGCGCGUCUAGUUUUUUUUUUCUUUUUUCUAGAUUAGUAAAGUGCAUUUGAGCCAUCUUUUCCCCUUGUUCUUGUUUGGAAGUAAAAUACUGUAAAUCCUCUAUCAAGCGCUACAGACCCAGCAGCAAAAAGCCGCAAAAGUAUUAAAUUUGCAUAGAAGACUCUCGCAAAAUAAAUUGCCGUGCUUCGCCGGACGCGCUAUACCCUUGUCAGAGCAUUAGACUACAAUAGCAUUAGUUACAGUUUUUAAAAGAAACUAUAACUAAACAAUCUGUAAAUAAACCAUCCGUUUUGAAAGAGAAUAUUGUAAUGCUAUUUUGAGAAGCGGUAUAAACAUAUGUCAUUCCCGACCCCCUUCCCUUCCUUGAAUUUCGAACGCACUUCCUUGGGUCGUCACGCAACGCUUCCGCUGCUCUUCAUUCCCGGUGGAUCAAAUGUCAACAAAAAUUUCCAUAAAGUUGUUUAGUUCGAAUGUCAGUGAGCGAGAGUCGACUAAUAUUAUUUUAAUUUUCCACCAAACUCAAAGUUCCACUGAUGCAUUUUUGGAAUAAGAUAACUAAGAUGGAUUGAGAUAACCUGCCAGACAUUCGCUGUAGUUGGUAAGCGGAUUCUCAACAAGAGACGCUUUUGACUGUCGGCCGCAGUUGUUUAUAGCCUGUGCCAGGCACUCGCGCGUUUUUCGCAUUUCUUAUUACUGAACGACUUUCCACCACCAUCUCGGAGCCUGGAACAGGCUAAGUUGUUUAUUGAUGGUGGUCUGGUGCCGCUUUUUCGCUCGAUUACGACUCCGUUUUUCGGCUUGUUUCGUUAGGGACAAUUGCCAAUGUCACGUAGAAAACAAAGAGGAAUGGAGAAUUGAAUGUUAUUAUCAGUUUUAGCCGUUGCAAAAUCACGCUUUCUUUCUUUGAUCGACCGUUAAACUAAAGACUUCGCUAAAAGGCAAGAGAUAAUACGUGACCGAUUCGAUUCAUUUCAUUCUGAUUCAAUUUCCGCAGUUCAUGUGUUAUUUCAUUAUUAUACAUCAUUCACAACUUAUGAUCCGUUUAUUUUAUAGAAUUAAGACUUUAGUGGUGAUCAGUCACUAGAACUUUAGUAUAAACCGUUAGAACGUUAACGUAAACCGUUGGAGCGUUAGAGCGGACCGUUGGACCGUUAGGACAACCCGUUAGAGCGUUAAGACAAACCGUUAGAAGGCCAGGGCCGAGCGUUAGAACGUUAGUACAAAGCAUUAGAAUGACUUCAGAGCCGUUAGCAAUCCAUUAAGUAUCCGUUAGUUUUCUAACGUUUAACGGAAGGUCGUUAGUGUACGUUUUCCCGUGGAGGGUCACAUAUAGCAGUAAUUUUCUGUUCUUAAAACGUGCAAAGCAAAUAAAGUUUUAAUUUUCUUUCUGUCUGAUAUUGCAUUCAAAGGUCUUCUUACUAUCCAGGUGAAUAUGUUUCUAUUUGACUGGGAGAGCUACAAAAUAAUAUAAACACUUCCAUCUUUCCAAGGAGUGACUUUUCACACUAAGGGAGAGAAUUGAAAUAACAUCAGAGAGAAAUUUGUUGUCACAUUUUGGGAGAGAAGGCACUUAGGGUUCUUUGGCUUACACUGUAUUAGCUUUUCACUGAACUAACUCCCAUCUUCACGCUGCGAUUGUAACGCAAUGGCUCUUUUACACUCAAUCGGUCUCAUCAACUCCAUUUUAUCGGGCAAAAUAUGUACUAGUACUUCAAACAUAUGUGCAUGGAGCACUUGGAACAAAAGCAAUACUUAGUAGGGGAGGUAGGAGUGAAAUGUUUCAUGCAAGUUUAAUGAAUAAAUUAAUGGGAGUCAAGUGAGUGAGCGAUCAAGUGCCAUUUGAGGGCCUUCAAUAACCAGUGUUCCAGAUAAGAGAUGGGUCUCAGGUCAAUGACCUGACUAAGAAGGCUUCCUGACCCAACACAAAUAAGGUAUAAAAUAAUGUUAAGUUAAAUAUUAUGAAGACAAAAAUAAGCAUGGGUCUUAGUGACCCUCAGAUUGUCUUCAUGACCCCUCGCUUGAAAGAAUUAACUGGAGCACUGAAUAGCUCAUGAAAUGACUGCAUCAUCCUGACUACAGGCAUUCUCUGUCUCUUUCUCUGUUAUUUACUCACCAUUUUCCUUGCUUUCCUUUCAUUUCUUUUCACUCUGUUUUUCAAUUCACUCUGCUCCCCAAUAUGUGAGUGGCUGGAACAGGCUAGCUAGAGUGCUGUACGAAAAAACAACAACAACAGCUAGCACUUUUCACAGUUUUUGCAUCUGUAGAUUGUGGAAGAACCACUAGGAAUGUACUAAUCUCUGGCAGUUUUUACGUGUACAUGUACAUGUACAUGUAUCUUUGAUGGGUUGGGGGAAUGGGUAGGCGUGGCACCAGGCAUUGGAUCCAUUAUUUUGUUGCUAUCCCCUCUGGGUGCACUGUAGGUCUUUGGCAGUAAAGCUGAGAAAUAACAUUUAGUCAAGUACCAUUGUAAGUAAAAUUAAGACAUGGUAAACGUGCAGCGUGCAACCGUGGAGUUAUGGAUGCACGCGGGAGGUUGCUAAGCACGAAAGAAGCAUAAGAGUCGACUCUAGCUUCUUGAGUGCUUAGCAAACCUCCCAAGUGCAUCCAUAACUCCAUGGUUGCACAGCUGCAACGUUUACUAUUUCUUUUAUGAACAACCCCUUAUGAGUUUCUGCUAAAACUAAAUGAAUGAAAUAAUUAUCAAGCUUAUUUAUGUGACAAUUCUUGAAAUAAACGUAAAGUAGAAAUGCGAAAAUUUGACUGUAAUUCCUUUAGAAUAACAGGUAACACUAAUUUUAAAAAGCUUUGUAUCGAAAUCUGUCUGGGGAAAUCAAGCUAUGAAAGUGAACUGAAAGCAACUGAAAUUUGCUGACACACAGCCGGCGCUGAAGCUGUUGGUUUUCAACCGUUCUCUGAACGACUGUUAUGAAUGAACACUGAAGAACAAAAUAAUACACACAGAAAUUACUGUUUGAAAAAUUUAUUUGAAAACCCAAAUGUUUCUGUACUCAAAUGAAAUUUGCUUUUUCCACCGUAAUGUGCCCGUUUAAACUCAACUAAAAUUUUUAUUCGAUGUGAUGAAAACUUCACAACAAAGCUGUCUCGAAUUUGAGCGUGUUUCUUAAAAUAUUUGCUUGACUUUAGCAUCAGCUUGACCAAAAAGUCAAUAGCACAAUGCUAAUUGAUAAAUUUACAUUUCAAACAGACUUUCUCUUCUAUAAAAAAACACACAAAAUUUACCUUAAAUCUUCGCUCGCUCGAUUUUCCUUCAGCCGAUUCUAGCCGCGAGGAAAACAGUGAUUAAUUCAUCCAGGGCAAAUUUGUUGCUUGAUCUUUUGUCUUUUUUCCUUCAAAAUGACAGCUUAGUAUUUUCUUCAACUUCCACUUUUCAUCUGUGCAUUUCACCGGUGUAUUUUACCAUUAGGAGAGGAGAUUUGUUGAAUUUGCUUAAAUUUUACUUCACUAGCUCAGUUUCUUGGCAUGCACUCAUGGGCAAAUGGUAGUGGCUAACUGACCAAUCAGAGCGCGCGAAUUACUUUUGUUAUGUUAUAAUGAAUUAAAUUACCUCAUGCAAUUUUCAGAUCUCUGCACUCUAUACUUUUUCUUGUCAUAGGCAAAGAGCAGAGUUUGCAUCUGCAGCAUUCAUGUACAAAGUAUGUGUAUUGAUAGAAAUUUUGGUUUUGAAGGGUGGUUUUUUGUCUGCCAUUGCAUCCAUUGGGCUUCUGAUUGCUCUUGCUGUGACUCCACAUGAUGGAAAAAAUCAGUCAAAAAGAAUGGGUAAGUGAUUAUUUGGUUUGUCACAAAAAGUAUUUUUUUCCAGCCAAAAGAUCUCACUUAGACUACUUACUUUUACACACCUCAUCUCAAAAAAAAUCAAAUUUAUGAGGGAGCCUGAUGAUACUCUCAUAUACUUCUACUUUAAGUCCAUUGACAAGAGAAAGUUUGAUAAUGUUGUUUUGAGUCUGAGAAAGACUGAUAAUUGUGAUCUAACCAUAAUAAGAUCCACUCCAGCGGUACUUAGGUAUUAUACCACUCGUUUUAAGUACAUGUAAAUGCCACUUAUGUAGUUUUUGUUUCUGGAUUUUAACUGUUGGCACUAUUGGCAAUAAACAGGUUAAGUAAUAAUGUGCUCCCCAGAUCAACUGCAGGCUCUGAAUAAACAGCCCUACAAUACCUUUUUACCUACUAAAUCAUAGCCUGCAGUGCAGGCGUUUUCUUUGAGCACGCAAUUUGCUAGUGAAAGCGCCAUGUUGAAACUUCCCAAAGAGAGGAGGAGAUGGGGCGAGUCAAAGGGAGCGGGGAGGGGGCGGAGAGAGAGAAGAGAAAACACCUGCCCGAAAACACUGAAAAUGAGAAACACCCCCUGAUUAGACGCGCGUGACCGCUCUACCGGAAAUGAGUUGCCGACAAUAACAAAACAACCAAACAGUCGCUCCAGUCCAAAGACUCUCGUUGUCUUAAGAAAAACAAGCUCGAGUUUAUCAUUGUUUUUGUCUUGACUGAGUCACAAUGCAAUUCUCCAGAGCUGAUGAAGCUUCAGUUUAAGCUGCAAUUCAUUCUUCUAAAGUCAUCUCUGUAAAUCACUAUCCCUGAGAGUUUAACAUCCUGCAAACAAUUUAAAAAACUAACGAGCUGGGCUUAGCGUGAUACACAGGAUACAACAUUGCAGGAAGACAUCACUCCCGGACUAGAAAGAAAAUCGCUUAAUUAGUCAGAUCCUGAGGCACUUUGGACAAAAAUAAAGAACCUAGCAGCCUAAUUUAGCGACAAAAAGAGCUUUAUAUUUCAAAAGAGGUCAAAGAAAGCGCUCUUGCAGCAGAGGGCAAAUCAUGUAGACCAGAAAUUCAAAAACCACAGAAAAUCAAUAAGCGUGUCAUGACCUCUCAGUGUGAAACAAGCGGCUAAAAUCACUUGCUCAGUCAAAACAUAGAACCAUCUAGUGCAUAAUCUACUCGCCAGAAAAAAAAAAACGUAUUGGAACAAGCAGCAUUUUGGCAUGAGGUAGAAGUGGUGUAGGUUUCAGUAAUGCGAGCAAAUCUUGUCCUGAUGACCAGUGUAGAAAUCGCUUUGACUUUCUCAUUGCGUAAUUCCAAAAGACUGACGGAAACGGAAUAAACAAUAUAGACUUACUGACAGGCAUCAAUCUACUUCCCUAUGCCGCACCAAUCAGGGCCUCCGUUUGCCAGCGUCGGAGUUUCCCAAAAGAACAAUGAUAUUGGGCAGGCGUAUUUUUUUUCUCCCCUCCCCCUCCCCUCUUUCCUUCUUUCGCCCUCGCACCUACCGUAAGGGUUACUAUUUCUACUCUCCCCAAUCUUACACUGUCAUAAAAUCAAAGAUGGCGGCUACAACAAUAUUACGAACACAAGCAAGGUUUCGGCCACGCAAAAUACGCCUGCACUGCAGGCUAACUAAAUCAUAAAUAAUUUUAAUAAACUUAGUCUUUCUGGUCUUGAUCUUGGGCAUACCCAGGAGUGAAAAAGGAAAUACAACAUGUAUUAACACCUUUUGCUUUUGCUCUUUUAGGAUUUCUCAUGGGAUUUGCAUUUUGCACAGGUAAGGUACUGACCCCAGUUGUUCAAAAGCUGGAUAACACUAUCAUUUAUCCAGUGGAUAAUGCAAUAUCGGUUUCCCUAGUACUUAUUCACUGGAUGGUUUUUUAUGCAGUGGAUAGUGCUGUCCCAUGUUUGAACAACUGGAGCCUGUACUUUAGUUGUAUAAGUUAAUGUUACAAAGGGGUAGUUUCUAAAGAAACUGUGGCAUUGUAUUGGUGAGGGAGUGAAAUACAAAAAUUUGGUUUUACCAGCUGAAGUACAGUGUAAUAAGGUAGAUUGGCUACCAUAGGGAGAUAGAAAAGCUGUUACAAGUAUGUGUUACAGGUCAAAACUAAAUUCAGGUUAAAAUAUUUUUAACCUUUUUUUAACCUAGGUUGAAUCUCAAUUUCCUUUGUCUCCUUGCCCUAAUUAUUCACGAAUUAGGGCUAGGAAACAAAGGAAAUGAGAAUCAACUGAGGUUAAAAAUUUUAACCUGAUAUAAUUUACCUGUAACAUAUGUUUCAAGCCCAACGCCUUCAUCAGAACAAAUCAGGGAAUUGUGUGGGCUAUGUGUGUUUUUUAUAGCAGAGAUUUGAGCUAUUUUAUACAUGAAAAACAAGAGUAUGUGACCUUACAUGCGAAAAUGUUCCAAUGGUACCCGUUAGAAUGGCUGAAUGCACAGCAAACAAACAGGUGAGAAACAAGUAGACAAGCUGAUCUAAAGGGGUGAGUGAGUGGCUGAACAGCUGCAGGAAACUUUUGACUGGAUGAGGUUGAAUGGCUGAAGAGCUGAAGAAAAUUUUUGAACAGCUUUUGCUCAUUCUCACUCAUUCACAAACAGGAAACAAACUUGUGAAUGAAGGCACAACAACAAUUCACGUGGUCAAGUGGGUAAGAUCAUGAAAAAAAACUGCCUGCUCCUUGAAACUCAAAGCAAAGCCAAGUGUUUAACCAUGCAGAUUUUUAAUUUACACUUUGCCUUGAAUUUUGUAAAAGUGAGUGUGUUGUCAGUGAUAAGAUAUAUGUACAAAGUGGCUUGGUAAACAGCUUAAAAAUAAUAAUCUCCACAAUUCUAUUUAAGGAUUGGGUCUUGGUCCUCUGAUGGAUCUUGUUAUCCAGAUUGAUCCCAGGUCAGUAAGUUUCUGAUGUAGUUUUUUAUUAAUGAGUUCCAUUGAGUUAGUAUAAUCAUAAUUUAAUUUCUUAGUGUUUACUGAGAUUGUGAGCCCUGCCUACAGUACAUGUAUACAGCAUACUGGAAAUGAUUGUGUCCUUGGGAUUUACUGUUUGUUAUGUUACAGUACAGUACAUUGACAUGAACAUUAUGUUAAUCUUGUCCACAGCACUCUCAAGACUCUAGUAUGUAGUAGUGAAAAAAAAAAACGUGUUUCAUAAAAUUAAACCCAAAACCAGUAUUGCUUUUUUCUUUCUGUGGUGAACAGCCAAAGAACAAACGUGAGAUUAAACUCUGAAUUCAUGUGUGCUUUGAAAGCAUAAAAUAGCAAGUUUGCAUUUAUGGGGUUUAUUUAACAAGCUAUAAAGUGAACAUCUCCUUUAUUAUCAUCAUUGUCAUCCUCAUCAUCAUUAUUGGAAGUCUUCUAAGUUGCAUUGACCAUAAAUUGAUGUUUUAUAUUUACAGCAUUAUUCCCACUGCUUUCUUUGCAACAACAUUGAUAUUUGUCUGCUUCACUCUGAGUGCCUUGUGGGCUGAGCAAAGAACUUAUCUGUACCUGGGAGGUGAGUCUACUGCGUUGUAAUGCUAAAGAUGUAACCAUCAAUCAUACUUUUUUUAACUUUGCACUUUUUUUUCUUGUUUAGGUACGUUGAUGUCUGGCUUGAGCAUUCUGUUUUGCCUGUCCCUGGUCAAUCUUUUUAUUGGAGCCCGUUUCAUUUUCCAGGUAAAGAAAAUGCACUGGUCAGUCAGUGCCUGGAGCCUUAUUUAUUGAUCCAUUAAUUUUAUUUUGUUCUUGCUGCUGCCCCUUGGUGUUUACAGGUAGUUUCUCCAGGAUCUGCCAUUUAUUCUUCACGUCUUUGUCCAUCCAACAGAGAGGCCAGCAGGUCUAACAUAGACAUGCAAUAGUGAAGUGUUAUUAUUUUAGUCUACCAAAGUUUUCUGUAGAAUUCAAACAUUAGGACAAGUCAUCUUGUUAGACUAUGUUUGACUGAGGUCAAACUGGCUUUUUAGCCAUAACCAAACUAUUUAUGGAAAGGUGCAAAAUUAUAAGUUGCAUUUUACUGCAUUUGAUUGUCAUGCUCAGUAUGGAAGCUCAUGAGAGGGGUGAAUGUAAUGCCUGUGCGUUGUAUUUUCGUAACAGCUUCAGUUGUAUGGUGGUUUGCUUCUGUUCUGUGGCUUUGUGCUGUAUGACACCCAGCUGAUUGUCCACAAGCGCAAGCAAGGAGACAAAGAUUUUGUCUGGUAAGAUCCAGAACUCACUGUAAAUCACUAUCCCUGAGAGUUUAACAUCCUGCAAACAAUUUAAAAAACUAACGAGCUGGGCUUAGCGUGAUACACAGGAUACAACAUUGCAGGAAGACAUCACUCCCGGACUAGAAAGAAAAUCGCUUAAUUAGUCAGAUCCUGAGGCACUUUGGACAAAAAUAAAGAACCUAGCAGCCUAAUUUAGCGACAAAAAGAGCUUUAUGUUUCAAAAGAGGUCAAAGAAAGCGCUCUUGCAGCAGAGGGCAAAUCAUGUAGACCAGAAAUUCAAAAACCACAGAAAAUCAAUAAGCGUGUCAUGACCUCUCAGUGUGAAACAAGCGGCUAAAAUCACUUGCUCAGUCAAAACAUAGAACCAUCUAGUGCAUAAUCUACUCGCCAGAAAAAAAAAAACGUAUUGGAACAAGCAGCAUUUUGGCAUGAGGUAGAAGUGGUGUAGGUUUCAGUAAUGCGAGCAAAUCUUGUCCUGAUGACCAGUGUAGAAAUCGCUUUGACUUUCUCAUUGCGUAAUUCCAAAAGACUGACGGAAACGGAAUAAACAAUAUAGACUUACUGACAGGCAUCAAUCUACUUCCCUAUGCCGCACCAAUCAGGGCCUCCGUUUGCCAGCGUCGGAGUUUCCCAAAAGAACAAUGAUAUUGGGCAGGCGUAUUUUUUUUCUCCCCUCCCCCUCCCCUCUUUCCUUCUUUCGCCCUCGCACCUACCGUAAGGGUUACUAUUUCUACUCUCCCCAAUCUUACACUGUCAUAAAAUCAAAGAUGGCGGCUACAACAAUAUUACGAACACAAGCAAGGUUUCGGCCACGCAAAAUACGCCUGCACUGCAGGCUAACUAAAUCAUAAAUAAUUUUAAUAAACUUAGUCUUUCUGGUCUUGAUCUUGGGCAUACCCAGGAGUGAGAAAGUAAAUACAACAUGUAUUAACACCUUUUGCUUUUGCUCUUUUAGGAUUUCUCAUGGGAUUUGCAUUUUGCACAGGUAAGGUACUGACCCCAGUUGUUCAAAAGCUGGAUAACACUAUCAUUUAUCCAGUGGAUAAUGCAAUAUCGGUUUCCCUAGUACUUAUUCACUGGAUGGUUUUUUAUGCAGUGGAUAGUGCUGUCCCAUGUUUGAACAACUGGAGCCUGUACUUUAGUUGUAUAAGUUAAUGUUACAAAGGGGUAGUUUCUAAAGAAACUGUGGCAUUGUAUUGGUGAGGGAGUGAAAUACAAAAAUUUGGUUUUACCAGCUGAAGUACAGUGUAAUAAGGUAGAUUGGCUACCAUAGGGAGAUAGAAAAGCUGUUACAAGUAUGUGUUACAGGUCAAAACUAAAUUCAGGUUAAAAUAUUUUUAACCUUUUUUUAACCUAGGUUGAAUCUCAAUUUCCUUUGUCUCCUUGCCCUAAUUAUUCACGAAUUAGGGCUAGGAAACAAAGGAAAUGAGAAUCAACUGAGGUUAAAAAUUUUAACCUGAUAUAAUUUACCUGUAACAUAUGUUUCAAGCCCAACGCCUUCAUCAGAACAAAUCAGGGAAUUGUGUGGGCUAUGUGUGUUUUUUAUAGCAGAGAUUUGAGCUAUUUUAUACAUGAAAAACAAGAGUAUGUGACCUUACAUGCGAAAAUGUUCCAAUGGUACCCGUUAGAAUGGCUGAAUGCACAGCAAACAAACAGGUGAGAAACAAGUAGACAAGCUGAUCUAAAGGGGUGAGUGAGUGGCUGAACAGCUGCAGGAAACUUUUGACUGGAUGAGGUUGAAUGGCUGAAGAGCUGAAGAAAAUUUUUGAACAGCUUUUGCUCAUUCUCACUCAUUCACAAACAGGAAACAAACUUGUGAAUGAAGGCACAACAACAAUUCACGUGGUCAAGUGGGUAAGAUCAUGAAAAAAAACUGCCUGCUCCUUGAAACUCAAAGCAAAGCCAAGUGUUUAACCAUGCAGAUUUUUAAUUUACACUUUGCCUUGAAUUUUGUAAAAGUGAGUGUGUUGUCAGUGAUAAGAUAUAUGUACAAAGUGGCUUGGUAAACAGCUUAAAAAUAAUAAUCUCCACAAUUCUAUUUAAGGAUUGGGUCUUGGUCCUCUGAUGGAUCUUGUUAUCCAGAUUGAUCCCAGGUCAGUAAGUUUCUGAUGUAGUUUUUUAUUAAUGAGUUCCAUUGAGUUAGUAUAAUCAUAAUUUAAUUUCUUAGUGUUUACUGAGAUUGUGAGCCCUGCCUACAGUACAUGUAUACAGCAUACUGGAAAUGAUUGUGUCCUUGGGAUUUACUGUUUGUUAUGUUACAGUACAGUACAUUGACAUGAACAUUAUGUUAAUCUUGUCCACAGCACUCUCAAGACUCUAGUAUGUAGUAGUGAAAAAAAAAAACGUGUUUCAUAAAAUUAAACCCAAAACCAGUAUUGCUUUUUUCUUUCUGUGGUGAACAGCCAAAGAACAAACGUGAGAUUAAACUCUGAAUUCAUGUGUGCUUUGAAAGCAUAAAAUAGCAAGUUUGCAUUUAUGGGGUUUAUUUAACAAGCUAUAAAGUGAACAUCUCCUUUAUUAUCAUCAUUGUCAUCCUCAUCAUCAUUAUUGGAAGUCUUCUAAGUUGCAUUGACCAUAAAUUGAUGUUUUAUAUUUACAGCAUUAUUCCCACUGCUUUCUUUGCAACAACAUUGAUAUUUGUCUGCUUCACUCUGAGUGCCUUGUGGGCUGAGCAAAGAACUUAUCUGUACCUGGGAGGUGAGUCUACUGCGUUGUAAUGCUAAAGAUGUAACCAUCAAUCAUACUUUUUUUAACUUUGCACUUUUUUUUCUUGUUUAGGUACGUUGAUGUCUGGCUUGAGCAUUCUGUUUUGCCUGUCCCUGGUCAAUCUUUUUAUUGGAGCCCGUUUCAUUUUCCAGGUAAAGAAAAUGCACUGGUCAGUCAGUGCCUGGAGCCUUAUUUAUUGAUCCAUUAAUUUUAUUUUGUUCUUGCUGCUGCCCCUUGGUGUUUACAGGUAGUUUCUCCAGGAUCUGCCAUUUAUUCUUCACGUCUUUGUCCAUCCAACAGAGAGGCCAGCAGGUCUAACAUAGACAUGCAAUAGUGAAGUGUUAUUAUUUUAGUCUACCAAAGUUUUCUGUAGAAUUCAAACAUUAGGACAAGUCAUCUUGUUAGACUAUGUUUGACUGAGGUCAAACUGGCUUUUUAGCCAUAACCAAACUAUUUAUGGAAAGGUGCAAAAUUAUAAGUUGCAUUUUACUGCAUUUGAUUGUCAUGCUCAGUAUGGAAGCUCAUGAGAGGGGUGAAUGUAAUGCCUGUGCGUUGUAUUUUCGUAACAGCUUCAGUUGUAUGGUGGUUUGCUUCUGUUCUGUGGCUUUGUGCUGUAUGACACCCAGCUGAUUGUCCACAAGCGCAAGCAAGGAGACAAAGAUUUUGUCUGGUAAGAUCCAGAACUCCAUCAUAGCUUUUUAAUUCUGCUACGUAUGUAUUUGCGUGCUUGUUGAGUAAUAGCUGGUGUUCUUCUAGUGGAACCUCGAUAUAUUAUAAUGAACCUCUAUAUUAUGAAGUCCUCGGUAUAAUGAACUAUUUUUUUUAACCCCAGUGAUAGUAAAAUAUAUGGAAAGAACCUCAUUAUAACGAAACCUUGUUGUAGUGGACAUAAUUAUUUUGCCAGUCCCUUGGCCUUCGCUUUAUCGAGGUUCCACUGUAAUCCUACCAGUUAAGAUUGCUGGUGGAAAAAACUUACAGUAAUCUGUGCCCACCGGGGGAAGGUGUUAAGAAACAAGAAAAAAAUAGUCCCCUGAGAGGACAUGUGCUUACUAGCUAUGGAUAAUCUACUCCAGUAACCAUGAAAAAGUAAAAAAAGAAAGAAAAGAAUCUAUUAAAUUCACUAGAAGAUAUAGGUGAUGUGGGGCAUGGCACCCAUUACCUCUGCUCCCAAUCCUGCUCAUCCUGCUGUACAAGGGUAACACAGACUGUGGCAGAUUGCACUGCCUUGGAGAUUAAAGUGAAAAAAUGUUAAAGCUGUGUGCUAUGAGUUAAUUCAAUUCCAAACAAGCAAAUUAAAUUGUUUAAUAGUUUGUUUCUCUCUGUGUACCUUAAGCAGAAAAAUUAACCCUUAAGGUUGGCAAAGUCCUUGAAAAGGAAAGGCGCCAUCAAGUAUGGAUUGAACGUGGAUAGGCAGAGUGGCCUUUACUCAGAUACAAUGCACAGUAAUCAUAACAUGAAAUGUUACCCUAAACAAGCACAGGAAGGUAGCUACAAAACUUGGAACAAAAGUUUAAUCCUGAAUUAGGCCACUAAUCGGCCUUUCAGAACCAGGCCCAGUAUUCAAAUUAUACAUAGUAAGACUAACAGAAUUUUUCCGUUAUCUCUGAUGUUUAUUGGUGUAAUUUUAAAAAAAAAUGUUUCUUUUCCCUCAAGGCAUUCUGUGGACUUGUUUUUGGACUUCAUUCAGAUUUUUCGCAGGAUCAUGAUUAUUCUUGCCCAAAACAAGGUAUGUUUCUGCUUCAGUUUGCAUUGUCGUCUGAACAAAAAUGUUGUUCCAGAAAAAAUUGUUCAUGUACAUGUAUCAUGGUUUGUACCUUCUUGUAAAGCUCUUGGAUUUCAGUUCCUGUCGUAAAAAGUCCUUGAAAAGCCCCUGAAUAAAUAUGAAUCUUACGUCGUGAAGGAAAGGUCAUGUACUUAAAAUUUAAGACAUUUCAUUUUCACUUCUGUGCAAAUUUUCUUUUUUUAUUAUGGGUGACGAAUUACUCCUAAAUUUUGGCGCGAAAUUUCAGCAUUUAUACUACUACAUGAGAAAUUUCUAGGUUCUAAAAUGUUAUGAAUGUAGAUGUCAGGGCAUUAAAAGACGCUUUGGAAAACCUUAACGCACCAAAGCAAAUGGUAUGCUCGUGAAAUUAUUCCCUAAUUUCACUCUUCACCAUUUGAUUACACAUACGUAUUGAACAAUGCUAAUAAUUAACAAUUAUUCGCCGAAGGCGAAGUUAAUAUUGUUGAAUAAUCCCCGAGACGAAGUCGAGGGGAUUAUUCAACAAUAUUAACUGAGCCUGAGGUGAAUAAUUGUUUUAGUAUAUUCACACGAAGUGAUCUCAACAGAAUCAGAAAGGAAACCAUUAAAAAACGAUUAGUUUGAUUGACGGGUGAAUUCAUGCGUGAACACGAAGCCGUAAACAGUGGAUGCGCAAAAGUUAGAUCUUUACAGUAUCUUCAAACAUGGCAAAUGAUAGUUUUAAUCCUUUUGUAUCGAGUUUUGUAAGCUUUAGCAUCAACGGUUUAAAAGAAAACGCCGAAAAUUUAAAUUACUACCCAAUUCUGAGAAGAAAAGUAUCUAGAGCUUUAUUUGUUUCUGUCAACUCACCGUGAAUGAGAAAGUUUUCUUCGUCGCUUCUUGCAAAUGCUGUCAACAGCGGCUGCGAUCANAAAGUCCUUGAAAAGGAAAGGUGCCAUCAAGUAUGGAUUGAAUGGGAUCUCGAGGCAGAGUGACCUUUACUCAGAUACAAUGUACAGUAAUCAUAACAUGAAAUGUUAUCCUAAACAAGCAUAGGAAGGUAACUACAAAACUUAGAACAAAAUUUUAAUCCUGAAUUAGGCCACUAAUCGGCCUUUCAGAACCGGACCCAGUAUUCAAAUUAUACAUAGUAAGAUUAACAGAAUUUUUCCCUUAUCUCUGAUGUUUAUUGGUGUAAUUUUGAAAAAAUGUUUCUUUUCCCUCAAGGCAUUCCGUGGACUUGUUUUUGGACUUCAUUCAGAUUUUUCGCAGGAUCAUGAUUAUUCUUGCCCAAAACAAGGUAUGUUUCUGCUUCAGUUUGCAUUGUCUUCUGAACAAAAAUGUUGUUUCAGAAAAAAAAUGUUCAUGUACAUGUAUCAUGGUUUGUGCCUUCUUGUAAAGCUCUUGGAUUUCAGCUGCUGUCUUAAAAAGUCCUUGAAAAGCCCCUGAAUAAAUAUGAAUCUUACGUCUUGAAAGAAAGGUCAUGUACUUAAAAUUUAAGACAUUUCAUUUUCACUUCUGUACAAAUUUUCUUUUUUUAUCAUGGGUGACGAAUUACUCCUAGCGUGAAAUUUCAGCAUUUAUACUACUACAUGAGAAACUUCUAGGUUCUAAAAUGUUAUGAAUGUAGAUGUCAGGGAAUUAAAAGACUCUGUGGAAAACCUUAACGCACCAAAGAGCACAUCAAGAAGUUUUCUCACAGGAAUUUUGCCGAGACAUUCUGAAAAUUCUGAACUUAAGCCAAAUUUAAGCUGUAAACUUUUGAGUGCAUGGAGUUCCCCGAUCAAUGCGAUAAAACCAUGAUAAACAUGUCAAAAAUCCGCGAUUGCAAUCGUAAUUCGUCAGCCAUGAUAUUAAUAGGUAAUCAGCAAAUGGUAUGCUCGUGAAAUUAAUCCCUAAUUUCACUCGUCACCAUUUGAUUACACAUACGUAUUGAACAAUGCUAAUAAUUGCUUAUGUUGAGCUUGUUUCAACAUUAAUAAAGGUACCCCAGAGUACCCCACCAUGUGCCUUGUAGUAAAAGGGCAGUUGUUUUUUCCUCAUUUUUCAUUGCAUGUGUUUCUUUGUCAUUCUAUAGAACCUUUGAAAAGUGCUUGAAUUUUCAUUGGCAUUUUUUGUACAAACCAUGAUCUAUAGUAUGUCCCUAACACCAUAGUACUAACUAUGCACACAUACAUUAUUUUGAGUCCAAGACCUCCCCUUCAACCUCAAGAACUUUCGGUCAAACGUUGCAAUUGAAAUGUUCAUUCUAGAGACUCUGCCGCUAUUCACGAUUUCUACUGACCUUCCAUUGGGAGAGAGUUAAGAUAAGGACCUAUGCAAGUAAUGAUUAGGGUAGUAGAGGAGGUACACGUAGUGUGAGUGAGCGUUUAGAGCGCUGGAGUUGGAAUCUGGAGGUCCCUGGUUCAAGUCUUAGCCUGACUGCCAUUGUAGCUGGAUUUGUUCUCGGUAGUCCUGAGUACAAAUACUCCACUACACUAGUAAAAUAACCAACUGGUUCGACUUCUACCUCUUAACCACGUUCUGUUCCAUUUGAAUUUUUUUUUCAUUAUCCCUGAAAGUUAUUUUUUUUUAGUGCGGAAUUGGGCAAGUUAUUAAUCUGAUCAUUAAGUUCGGCCAGUUACUCUCUUAGAGUGGCAAAAUUAUAGGAAAUCUUUCAUGAAAACAUACGUGUCCUUUUUCUCAAUUCUUUGGUAUUUUGUUAGUCCCUCUGUGUUAUUAAUACUGCCAAUGGUGAAUAAGGAAUAAAAGCAGAUGAAACAAGCUGAAAUGAAAAUUCCUCAACAUCACUUAAUAAAAGCUAAUUUAAUUGCAGGAAUCUAAGAAAAGGAAGAACUGA